This is a messenger RNA of Styela clava, 1134 nucleotides long. The record is from RefSeq and is a predicted model, not a curated record. NCBI's taxonomy places the organism in Eukaryota, Metazoa, Chordata, Ascidiacea, Stolidobranchia, Styelidae.
AUGCCAAAUAUAGGAUGCGUUCUCAUCAUCGGCCUCGUGGAACAAGUUGCUCAAGUUCAUGCAAUAGAUAUUGUGACAGCAGCCGAUAUGCUGUGUAGCUAUCUACCAUCACCUUUAUCCACGGCUUGCGAUGCUUUGUUGGAUGAAUUUGGGCCAAGUUUAGUGGAUAUGAUAUAUCACAAGGAAACUCCAGAUUUGAUUUGCCAUGAUAUUGGUUUCUGCACCCAAGAUCCAGGUAAAAAUUAUUGUCACCUAUUUCCAAUGCCUUCAAAAUUUCGAUCAAGCCCAGGUAGGCCAAUCAGCUCGUCGUUUUCCUCAAGAAGACUUGUUUCACCUUAUUAUCAACUUCCCCAGCAAAGACUUAAAAUCUGCGAUAUUCCAGAAGUGAAAGAAAUAUGUGAUCUGAUUAAUAGAUUUUCUGACGAUCAUCUGCCAAUUGAAGACGAAGACGACGACAAAUUUAGUCAAGAUGUCGGUGUGUUACGUGGUUUUAUGUGGAGAGGAAGAGAUUGUAAUGACAGAAAACCCGAACAUUACCCGGGAAGAAUUCCCUUGAAUAAAGACAAGGUUGAAGACUCAAACUGUAAUGGAAUUUACAAAACAUUUGAAGAUGUUCUAGUACUGUUGGCCAACGAAGGAGAUUGGCCAAUGCUGUCAUCGACAACUGCUUACAGCACCACAAACUCCUGGCCAGAAUCAGUUCAAGGGCCUAUUGAUUCACUUUACCUUCGACUGAGAAAUCAUAAUCUAUGCAACCAUAGAGAUUAUCAAAACAUUGGCGUAAACGGUGCAAGAUCAAGUUCAAUGAAUGAUAUUGUGAAAUCAAUUGGAAAAAAUCAAGCAUUAGACAAACCAGCGAUUGUUGUUCUAGCAUUGAUAGGAAAUGAUGUUUGUAAUGGACAUAUAGAUACGAUCGCGCACAUGACAACUGCUGCUGAAUUUCAUACAAACACAAUGGUCACACUCAAAUACCUCGAUACAGUUUUACCCAACGGAAGCUCAGUUAUUAUUAGCGGAUUGGCAGAUGGUCGAGUAUUAUGGGAUACUUUGUCACAGAGCUAUCAAUCAUGUGAAAAUAACUUUAUAUUACAGGUUACAGCAGAUAUUCAAAUUUCCCUUCUCAAAGAAGCUUAA